This is a messenger RNA of Cryptomeria japonica (Japanese cedar), 946 nucleotides long. RefSeq lists its product as uncharacterized. The transcript has 5 exons. Lineage: Eukaryota; Viridiplantae; Streptophyta; Pinopsida; Cupressales; Cupressaceae. The record is from RefSeq and is a predicted model, not a curated record. Bases 389 to 727 code for a protein of 112 amino acids.
GUUUAAUUUAAAAAAACAAAAAGUGACUGUUGAGCAAUUUGUUUAAAUGGAUGUCUGGCGAGAAGAUUUUUUUGCAGAAACACUGUCAUACCAGAGGAGCUGCAACCGUUUUAGUUAAUGAUCAUGAGUCGAUUCGAUGGUCAAGAUCUUGGGCUUCAGUUGAGGAGGUACAAGUUUCAAUCUGGAGGGGUCAAAAUACGUGGGUUCAAAUCUAAGUUUACAAAUGGAUAUACCAGAGUUGAAGACUUAUGCAAAGACCAUUUCCAACAGGGGAUAAACACAGGUUACUUGAGGGCAUUUGAUCCUGUGGUCCUUGGAAACGGUAGAAGGCCAGCAGACUCAUCUCCGCGUACCUGGCAAGAAGGGUUUCUUUUAGAUUGUUGCUUAUAUGCUUUCCUGGACAGGCUAUAGGAAAGUAUCAAAAAGAAGGAAGAUGGAUCUGAGAGAAUUUUUAGGAUGGUCUAAUGGGGAGCUAAUGAGAUCAGAUGCAAAACCCUGCUCAACAAUGAUGCGACAAACUGCUGGCAUCUUCAGUGUUGGUGGAGCUCUGGCAUUUUGGACUCUUGCUAGGGUAUACUAUGGUCCACGAAUACAAAUCCCCAGGGCAUUUAGAUGGUGUUUGUGUGGGGCAGUUUCAGGGAGCUGUAGCUCAGCUUUGCUUGUUCACCUUUUUCUACCUGAAUGUGAGCCACAAAAUAUAGCUGCAUAUGACAAACAUGCUUCUUGAAGAUGCGACCAGUUCAGUGUCCUGUACUAUUAUUAUCCAUCAUUUCAACUUAUACAAUAGAACCAAUAAUUUUUCUCUGUUGGAUCAAAAUUUAAAUGUUAAGAUUUAAUCACCGUACCAGCUAUCAGGUGUUGCUGAAGUUCUAUUAGAGUGAAGAGUGUUAGUGUGGUGGAUGUAUCUCAUUCUUUAAAUAUUAAUACAUACUUCCAUUUUUUAUGU